This is a messenger RNA of Musa acuminata AAA Group (dessert banana), 3117 nucleotides long. Its product is annotated as lysine-specific demethylase JMJ13-like. Bases 437 to 2560 code for a protein of 707 amino acids. Gene Ontology annotation, cellular component: chromatin; nucleus. The transcript has 11 exons. The record is from RefSeq and is a predicted model, not a curated record. NCBI's taxonomy places the organism in Eukaryota, Viridiplantae, Streptophyta, Magnoliopsida, Zingiberales, Musaceae. Gene Ontology annotation, biological process: regulation of gene expression; chromatin remodeling. Gene Ontology annotation, molecular function: histone H3K4me/H3K4me2/H3K4me3 demethylase activity.
CCCUCCCCUCUCUCUCUCUCUCUCUCUCUCUUCGUCUCCUCUGAUCUCUCUCAGCCGCCGGAAAUCGUCGCUCCGUCGACGGAAUACCACCCUUUUUCGCCGGAAUUUGCCGCUCCGGCUGUGUUCGGGCUUACUUUUCGGGAGAACUCUGUGUUGCUGGCUCGUUGGGUCGUCGGGAGGGAGGAGACGCUUCGAUCUCGCGUGGGUUUGGGCCGUCGGAAGGGGAAUGUGGGUUCCGAUCUCGAGUCCGGUUUAGGAUCCCGUGGAGAUUCUUGGAUUCGGGCGGAGGGUGACGCGGAUCAAGAAAGCGGCGUGCGAUGGGCUGAGAGAAGCACAUGCUUGGAUAGAGAUACUGAAAUUCACCGAGAGUCACCAAGGCAUAAAACAUUUCAAAGAUUGAACUUGAGUUGUUCCUCAAGUCACAGAUGAUGCCAAUAUGAUGACAAGAAGUGGAGGGGAUGCUUUAAGAACAUCCACAUCAUGGGGAACAGGAACACGUAGAAGUAUAGAUGAAAUUCCUCAUUUAAGCAGUGCUAGGAGGGAAGCUUUUUCAAAGCAUGAGUUGGAGAAAUUCAACAUAUCUAAUUUAGAGUGGAUUAAUGAUAUUCCAGAGUGCCCUGUUUUCUAUCCAACAAAAGAAGAAUUUGAGAAUCCAUUAGAUUAUAUUCAACAGAUUGCUCCUAUGGCUUCUAAAUUUGGUAUAUGCAAGAUAGUUUCACCCUUGGUUGCCACAGUACCUGCUGGCAUUGUUUUAAUGAAGGAGAAAGCUGGAUUCAGGUUUACUACUAGAGUGCAGCCUCUCCGGCUUUCUGAGUGGAAUGCAAAUGACAAAAUCAGCUUUUUCAUGAGUGGAAGAAAUUAUACAUUUCGGGAAUUUGAGAAGAUGGCAAACAAGAUAUAUGCUCGUCGAUACUCUAGUGCUGGAUAUCUCCCAGAUAAAUACUUGGAAGAGGAGUUCUGGCAUGAAAUUACCAAUGGCAAGAUAGAAACUGUUGAAUAUGCAUGUGACAUUGAUGGUACUGCAUUCUCAUCUUCUCCUAGUGACCAACUUGGAAAAAGCAAGUGGAAUUUGAAGUGGCUAUCUCGGCAUCCCAUGUCCAUAUUGCGCCUCCUGGAAGCAGCAAUUCCUGGAGUUACAGACCCCAUGCUCUACAUUGGGAUGCUAUUCAGCAUGUUUGCUUGGCAUGUGGAAGACCACUUCCUCUAUAGCAUCAACUAUCAUCACUGUGGAGCAUCCAAAACAUGGUAUGGGGUGCCAGGUCAUGCUGCUUAUGAUUUUGAAAAGGUGGUUAAGGAGCGUGUAUAUGCUCAUGAUCUCUUAUCUUCUGAAGAAGAUGAUGCUGCAUUCAGUGUUCUUCUAGAAAAGACAACAAUGUUUCCACCUACUAUACUAUUAGAAAAGGGCAUUCCUGUAUGUAGAGCCGUACAGAGACCUGGUGAAUUUGUUGUAACAUUUCCACGAGCAUAUCAUGCAGGCUUCAGUCAUGGUUUCAAUUGCGGUGAGGCAGUCAACUUUGCAACUGGGGGAUGGUUUCCAUUUGGUGCUGCAGCUAGCAAGCAUUAUGCAUCUCUUAAACGAAGCCCUUUACUUCCGUAUGAGGAGCUUCUCUGUAAGGAAGCAAAGUUUCUUGAUGAUAGAUUGUCAAAUGCAGAUUCUUUAAAUUUCGUACCAUCCAAACAUUUUUCCUCCCAAAGCUCCAUAAAGAUUUCUUUUGUGUUAUUAAUUCGGUUCCAGCACCAUGCUAGAUGGGUGUUGAUGAAAUUUGGUGCAUGCAUGCGCCUAUCUUCGGAUGUAAUUGGGACAGUGCUUUGCAGUAUAUGCAGAUGUGACUGCUAUGUAUCUUAUUUUCAAUGCAAUUGCAACUUGCAACCUAUCUGCCUUCGCCAUGUCAUGGAAAGAACUCAUUGCUCUUGUGGUGGUAAAUGCAUUGUCUUUUUGAGGAAGGACCUUGGGGAAUUGGAAGCUUUAGCACAGAAAUUUGAGGAGGAGGAUGGUAUACUCGAAGCGGUUGAGAAGAAAAACUUGCUUCAUACAACUGAAGAUGGAUAUAGUCCAUAUUGCAAGAUAAAAUUUGUUGAAACCCCUGCAAUUGCAGAAAAUGCUGAGCUUUACACACAAGAUUUAACUUGCAUCUCACAGAAAGAAGACAUUUUAUAUGGUUCUCCGGUACAGAUUUCCUCUGAUUCCUCAACAUUAUCAUCUUCUAUUGGACUAGAUGACGGUUCCUCUAUGGACAUUGAUGAUUGCGGAAAGUCCAGAAGAGCAAAUCCAACUGACUGUUCUGUGAGGCUUUCAGGAAAGGAAUAUGGUUCUCCGCAAUUAAUUCGAUCAUCUGAUAAAUGUGCAACUGACUAUAAUGCUGGUACCCGUCGCACUGCUUUUCUGCAGGACAGUGAUGACGAAUCUGACUCGGAAAUCUUCCAUGUAAAACGCAGGUCUUCCAUGAUCAUGGUAAACAGAUCUGCCAAUAACUCAACUAGUCAAAGGUUUCCUGAACAGCAGGUGCUUAAACGAUUGAAGAAGCUUCAUCAGGGGGGAGGAUCUGCACAUCUGCCUUAAACUAAACCGGAUUAUCACCAAGGGAUAAAAGAAUCCUAGAGGGGAUUAUUUUGUAAUUAGAUUAAACCAAAAUAGCCAUAAAGAGCCCUGAGUGUCCAUCAAUCUGAUGGGGCAGUACAGAGGUCCACAAUUGGAAAUGCUUAGUCUAAGCAGCAUAGUUUGGACUUUGCAUCAAUCAAGCAUCGAGUCUCCAACCCUUUUCCUGACUUGUUCAACAUAACAAUUCUAACUGGACUGUAGCUUCUGAAAUUAGAAUAGGGGGCUAAGAAUUGAUGAGUGACGAAAAACAAUUGUCUGGGAAAUCGCAUUCGAGUAACUGAUUCUUUGUUCAGGUCUUAGGUUGAGGUUCUGUGCUUAUAAUUCCUGUCCCUUGUUGACCGGGGGAUCCUGUAAGAGGAGGUUUGAUGUUUAAAAGUGUACAUUUAUUCAUUUAUCAACUACUGAAAGUGGUCAUUUCCACUGUGUUGUAGGUCACUAUUCUGCUAUUCCUACCUCUUAUUCAUGCUAUUGUUCUUACAGCUUUAGCACUUAAUAAAAUGCUGAGGUUCUUGUUUCAA